This is a messenger RNA of Penicillium brevicompactum, 858 nucleotides long. RefSeq lists its product as uncharacterized. The transcript has a single exon. Lineage: Eukaryota; Fungi; Ascomycota; Eurotiomycetes; Eurotiales; Aspergillaceae. The record is from RefSeq and is a predicted model, not a curated record. The coding region runs from base 1 to 858 and encodes 285 amino acids.
AUGAUGGUCCAACUCUCGACCUCCGUUUUUACUCUUCUAGCCCUUCUUUCACCCCUCACGUCUAGCUUCGUGAUCCCGCUUCCGGAGAACCUCCAAGCCUUCCUCGGACUCGAGAACGCAAGACUCGAGAACACAAGCCCAACUCCCGACUCAUAUUCACUCCACGAUGAAGGCUUCAACCGCCCCUCAUGGUUCACAUCUACCCUAAUGGCCCGUCGCCUGCUAGCACUAGCUCCCUCCGGCGUCAUCUCAACCACAUUCCCAGACUCCAUCCCUCCCUCCGCCCACGCCCCUUCGGACGUAGCCGGUCUAUCCAUCGGAUUACGGGAGUACAUCGCCGACUGCGACGGCUCACUGCCGAAAGACCUAUCGCACGACGAUAACGGGGACCCCACAAUCCUAGGUCUCCGCAUCGGAACCACAUUCAAGAACAUCGCUUCCGGAUCCAACCUCAGUCUGCAACUAGAUUGGUGGGAUCAUCUCGACGAAGCCGGUCCCGUUUACCCCGGACUUCCUCUCAGCCCUGCUGCCCUGCCGCGCGUGACGCUGUUUGGAUACUUGGAUAACUUGCCUUCCCCGCUCCCGGAUGACGCAGCUGCGGCGCUCGAGGAGUGUUUCCUGGGACCCCAUCCUGAUGCGAAGGUUUGGUUGCCUGGUGCUUCGUACUCGCCGCAUGCUAGUUUCUGGGCGCGACUGGUGGUUACCCAUGCGUAUUGGAUUGGUGGAUUUGGGGAUGUGCAGCAGAUUGGCUGGAUCAACCUUACUGAAUGGCAAGGGAUUAGACCUUAUGGUAGCAUUGAGGGUGUUGGUGAUGGUCGAGGUUGGCAGGAUGUUCGUUUGCCGGGGGAGAAGCAGUAA